AUUUACUAAGUUAUUUAUAGAACGGCAUAUAAUGGCAUGGCGUGAAGAAGAACGCCGGAUUAAAAGGAUAAAACCAGUGAAUAAAGCAUUGUUUGCCAGCAUGCAAGUUAAUGCAACUUAUGCAAGUUAGCACUACUGGUGAGAUGCACAGUGCAAAAUACAUUAAACGACGAUGCACGAUGUACAUAAAAAUUAAAUAUCAACAUGCAGAUGUUUGUUGAACACCCUGACAGCUGUUUAAAGCAAAGUGUUGUUUAAUCGGGCUGGUUUUUUUUUUGCUGUUAGUUAUUUUAGGUACUGGGUAAGAUGGAUCAAUUGUAAUCUUUUUAUUGGUGCAUUAGAGCUGCUAAAAAGAAGAUCAGUAUCAGAGUCCUUUCUGUGCCAUACUGAUGGACACGUUAACAAUUUUCACAGUGGCUGUGUAAAAACAGACUAAACUGCUGACUGGCUUUCAGCUUUCCUUAAUUGUCUGAUGACCCUGGAGUUUUUGAUCAGUAGGCCUAUUUCUGAUGAGGUGGUAUGUAUUGAUUUGCUGUUUUUUUUUUCUUCCUAUGCAGUAUAGGUACGCUACCUAUGAACUUGCAGUCUGUAAUGCUCAUUUGUUUUCUGUUGAUGCACUGGGAGUUCGGUCCGCAGGAAAACCAGUUGAAAACCACUCAUGCACAUGUACCUCAGCUGCCUAAAUCUGACACAUUGCAUGAGUGCAGGCUAUUUCACCGUCAUCAAUUUAAGCACCUCCCCCAGUCACAUAUAGACGGAAAGCACUUACAUGCUGAAAUCAGAUCUGCUUCUAAAUGAUUAAUGCUAUGCAUACUGUACUAGAGUCCAUAUUUUUGCAGUCAUAUAUUGUUUAUUACAGGCUGCCAGAGAAAUCGUUGUAACUUAUGCAGCAUCACCUAUUAUAAUCUGUAGGGAAAUAUACAAAGUGAACACAGCUUGAGCUCACAUUAAUGUAAAUUUAGGCCUGCAGUAAAUAUAAAAUGCAUUCAGUGACUACUGAUAAACAAGACAGAAGCCAUUCAUUCAAAGAUGAUCACAGUUUCCACUUUUUUUUCACGUAAACAGAAGAAGACUGACAUCAAUUUUGCUGAUAUGACAUUAACUUAUUUCAGUUAACACUAAAGUGUAGCUAAACAGAAAAAGGCAUGGUGGAAGCGCGUUUUAAAAUCAUCAAAAGGCAAGCACAACCGCAGCAAGCAGCCCACUUUGAGCUUUAUUUAUUUAUUUAUUUCGCGCUCUCGUGGUGCCUCCUCUGAUGGGACAGUCUAAAACACUGACUGCAUCAGAGCCGCUGCUGAUCCUCGACUCAUUCGCUGCUGACUGACCGGAGAGCGCCUGCCUUCGACUCGCAGCUUCACAGCCAUGGAUCUCACGAACGACAAACCGUCUUCCAUCCGAAAGCGCCUUUUGGUAACUUUGCUGCUCGUUUGUUCGUUUCAAGCGUCCCGAUCAAAGCGAGUAUUCAAAUGUCCUUCAGGAUGCACUUGCACGACGGAUUCAAUCAUCUGCGUGGGUUCGUCUCUCCUCCCACGGACUGUACCGAGCGACAUCAACUCUCUGAGUAUUGUCAAUUGCAGUUUCCCAGAAAUCAAGGAGGCUAUGUUCUCGCUCAUGCCCUCACUGCAGUUACUUCUCCUUAGUUCUAAUGCGUUUUCUGAAAUCAAGGAGGAUGCGUUCUCAGGGCUUCCUCAUCUUGAGUAUUUAUUUAUUGAAGGGAACAAAAUUGAAGAGAUAAACAAAUAUGCCUUCAGAGGUCUUCGUGAUGUUACACAUCUAUCAUUAGCAAACAACAAUUUAAAAACACUACCCAGGGGUCUCUUUUCUGAUCUGCGCUCUUUGAUUGAACUAGAUCUACGAGGGAACACGUUCCAUUGCGACUGUGAGUCCAUGUGGCUGAUGCUGUGGCUGAAACGAUCCAAUGCCACAAUCUCUGAUGUUUACUGUGCCAGUCCACCUGGCAUGAAGGGCGUCCCAUUAAAGGAUGUCCCAGAAAAACACAGCAAGUGUGUCUCCACCGAUUUUGUGCAGCACCAAAUAGUGAAUACUCAAUCAAUGUCAGCAGACAUCUUCUCUCACAAAGAUGAUAUAUAUGUGGCUAUGGCAGUUCCAAAUUCAGACAGCUGCAUAAUCAUGGAAUGGGAUCACAUUGAGACUAAAUUCAGGCCUUUUGAUAACAUCACAGGUCGGUCCGUUGUUGGAUGCCGGUCUGUUCUGAUCAACGAGCAGGCAUUUGUCAUUGUCUCCCAACUCUUCGACGGUUCCCUUGUCUACAAAUAUGACCAAGCACAGAAUAAAUUCACCAAGUUUCAGGCGGUCGAAAUGCUCAAUGUGUCCAAGCCGAAUGACAUCGAAGUCUUCCAGAUUGGAGAUGACUGGUUCUUCCUAAUUGUGGACAGUUCCAAGGCUGGAAUGACAACUCUGUUUAAGUGGAACGACACUGGUUUCUACCCGUAUCAGUUCCUUCAUGAAUGGUUUCGUGACACUGACGCUGAGUUUUUUGAUUUGGACGGCAAAUCUGUUCUUAUCCUUGUGAGCCGCUCCCAGGUUCCUGUUAUCUACCAGUGGAACAAGAGCACCCAGAAGUUUGUUCUCCAUCACGAGAUAGCGAAUAUGGACGACAUUGUCAGCGUGAAGGCCUUUAGAAUAAACGAUGUUCCCUACCUUGCGCUUGCCUGCUACAUCGGUGACUCCAAAGUCAUGAAGUGGAUGGGGAAACACUUCGAAGAAAUACAGGGCUUGCCUUCACGGGGCGCCACAGUGUUACAGCCAAUCAAGUUCAAAGACCAGCACUAUUUGAUUCUGAGCAGCGAUUAUUCCUUCUCCCAGAUCUUCAGGUGGGAUGAGGAAAACCAGAAGUUUAGCAAGUUCAGGGAUGUGUACGUUCAGUGGCCACGCUCCUUCACAGCACUGUCCACAGACCAUCGUGAUUUUGUGCUGGCCACCAGCUUUAAAGGCAAAACGAAGGUCUUUGAGCACGUUUCAGUGGAUUAUAGCAAAUGAGGCAUAUGCUGUUAUUCAUUGCAUCUGGGUAAAUGCUAAAAUAAAACUCUGUUCUUCAAUAUAUGCAUACAAAUAACCAUAAUAUUUAUGAAUGUAAUGUUUCGUCAACAAAAAGGCCAAAACCAGUGCACAUGCCUAUCUUCUGUCUUGCAAUAGCUAUUUAUGCAACAUUUUCUAUAAAGGGUUAAACCAACAAUCCUCUGCUGCUUAAUUCAUUCAGACCUUCAGAAAAUACCUGACUGUUUGAUUAUAUCAGGGCCCUUUUAAUUAAUUUCUUUGUGAUAUAUCAGGUUCACCAAAGGUGCUCCGGCUUCAAUCCAAAAGACUGUGGACUUGUCGGCUUCAAGCUAAUUUAUCCUAACGAACUGGUUUGACUUUAUGCAAGCAUGUUUUUGAUGCUGAGUAGUAAUAAUAUUCAAUAGAGACCCUCCGUGUUAUUGCCUUUGAUGAAUGGAAGUCUUAGAUUUUUAUUUUUUUUUUAACAAUGGAUGAUCCUUUAUUACCGUAGCUGGCCAAGGAUUGUACUGGAUGUACUUUUGAAAAUAUAUUAUUGAUAAUAAAUAAAACAGCAUCUUCUAUUCAA
Puntigrus tetrazona (Sumatra barb) is the source of this 3583-nucleotide messenger RNA. RefSeq names its product leucine-rich repeat LGI family, member 2b (gene lgi2b). Bases 1363 to 3000 code for a protein of 545 amino acids. Gene Ontology annotation, biological process: inhibitory synapse assembly. The transcript has 8 exons. Gene Ontology annotation, molecular function: protein binding. The record is from RefSeq and is a predicted model, not a curated record. Lineage: Eukaryota; Metazoa; Chordata; Actinopteri; Cypriniformes; Cyprinidae.